AGAAAAAGAAAAGGCAAAUAAUUUAUUAACAAAAGAAACACAAAGGCAAACUGUAAGUGCAAAGAACACAGCGAAUUUUGCAGAUAUCUUUCCCUUUUGCCAUCCCUAAACCAGCGAAGCCACUCCCUUUCACCUUCCGAACCGCAUGAACAAGUACCAACUAUGUGAGAGAGAAAGAAAGGGGCGGUGAAUCUACCUCUUAUAUUUAAAUAUUUUGUUGGGGCACUUUAAAACAUUUUUUUUUUUUAGUAUUUUUCUCUCUGCUUAAGUAUAAAUAAGCCUGCAACAUGCCUCUUGGUUUCUGGGAGCUUUAGUGCUUUUCAAAACUGCAAAUUCUGCAAAGGUUCCCAUCGCACAAACUCCAUUUAUAAUUUUAUAUAUGUAUAUAUAUGUAUGUUUUUCUAGUUUUCUAGUAUCUCUGAUCUCUCUCCAACUCUAGAAAGCUUACCCAUAAAAAUGCCAAUGUGAUUGGGCAAAAUCUUUUCGGAUUCUCAACUCUUCUUUUUUCUGUAUGAGCUUUUCCGAAGUGGGAUUUCUUUUCUGAUUCCACAGUGAUUCUGGGAGGUGAAAAAGAGGAGUCUUUGUGAAGAAAAAAGUAAUUUUGAUGGUUAUGGAGUUUAAAACGAUGGUUUUGGGACAUUUUUUGGUGAUUUCUUUGGCCUUGAACGUGGGAUUGUUGUAUAGAAACUACUGCAGCGGUAAACAUAAAUCCCAAAACGUCUUCAGCUUCAACAAUGAGUGCAAGAAUUCAUCUUUGCUCCCUCAAAAGGCGUUUCUUGAAACUAAAUUUCAAUCUUCAAAAGCAGCUCUCAGCGAAGUAAUCGAUCUCGAUCAUGGUGAUCCGACGAUGUACGAGAGGUAUUGGCAACAGAUGGGGGAUAGAACUACGGUGGUGAUCCCUGGUUGGAAAUUCAUCAGUUACUUCUCUGAUGUGAGGAGCCUUUGCUGGUUUCUGGAGCCUGAAUUCGCAAAUGCAGUGGUUAGGCUGCACAAACUGGUGGGCAACGCUGUCACUGAUGACCGUUACAUUGUCGUUGGGACGGGCUCCACGCAGCUGUUCCAGGCUGUGCUCUAUGCCGUUUCCCCCCCUAAUGCCUCAGAGCCUAUCAGCGUCGUGUCUGCUGCCCCGUUCUACUCUUCGUAUCCUUUGAUCACCGAGUUCCUCAAGUCGGGGCUCUACAAAUGGGGCGGUGACGCGCACAAGUUCAAGAGGGACAUCCCGUAUAUCGAGCUGGUGACGUCGCCAAACAACCCCGACGGGUUAUCGAGAGAGGCCGUGGUGAACCGGAAUCAAGGCAUACUAGUCCAUGACCUGGCUUAUUACUGGCCCCAGUAUACCUCGAUCUCAUCUCCUCCAGCAGAUCACGACAUCAUGCUGUUCACAGUCUCCAAGAGCACCGGCCAUGCUGGAACACGACUGGGGUGGGCUCUUGUCAAGGAUCAAGAAACUGCGAGGAAGAUGACCGAGUUCAUCGUGCUCAGCACCAUUGGUGUCUCCAAGGAGUCGCAGCUGCGCGCAGCCAAGAUCCUGCAGGUCCUAUCCGACUCCCACGAGCAACGAGGGAGCUUCAAGGAAGGCGAAGCCUUCUUCGAACACAGCUACCAUCUCAUGGCAAAGAGAUGGAAGCAGCUGAGGGAAGCAGUGAGGAAGAGCAAGCUCUUCAGCUUGCCUGAGUUCUCCCACGGCAAGUGCCAGUUCAGCGGCCGUACCUUUGCCUCACAGCCAGCUUUUGCGUGGCUCAAGUGUGAGGGCGAGACAGAGGACUGUGAGGGGUUCCUCCGUGACCACAAGGUGCUAACGCGAAGUGGGAAGCACUUUGGUGAGAGCGCGAAGCACGUCAGGAUCAGCGUGCUACCACGUGAUGAGGUCUUCGACCAGUUCACGGAGCGGUUAGCUGGCAUCACGUCAUCAUCAUCAUCCACAUAGCACUCAAUGUUUUUUUACCCUGUUUGUUGUAGUAGGGUAGGUACAAUGGGGGUUGUAGUUGUACUCACCUUUUGCAUAAUCACUAUAAGUUUCUUAUACACAUUAAA
This is a messenger RNA of Salvia miltiorrhiza (redroot sage), 2034 nucleotides long. Its product is annotated as tryptophan aminotransferase-related protein 2-like. NCBI's taxonomy places the organism in Eukaryota, Viridiplantae, Streptophyta, Magnoliopsida, Lamiales, Lamiaceae. Gene Ontology annotation, biological process: amino acid metabolic process. The coding region runs from base 605 to 1927 and encodes 440 amino acids. Gene Ontology annotation, molecular function: carbon-sulfur lyase activity; transaminase activity. The transcript has 6 exons. The record is from RefSeq and is a predicted model, not a curated record.